Prosopis cineraria is the source of this 2065-nucleotide messenger RNA. RefSeq lists its product as uncharacterized. The record is from RefSeq and is a predicted model, not a curated record. Lineage: Eukaryota; Viridiplantae; Streptophyta; Magnoliopsida; Fabales; Fabaceae. Bases 333 to 1745 code for a protein of 470 amino acids. The transcript has 2 exons.
ACGGAGUCUCCAUUAAUCACAUGACCCUCAAGUCUUCGCCGUGUUUGACCCCCGCACCUCCGUUCUCUCCAAUACAACGUCCCCUUUGUUCAGAUUCACAUCACGCCCCUCUCCGCAAUCGCCUCAUUCCCUCCAUAUUCUACAACUCCUACCACACAUACACUUCCCUUUAUUUCCCAUUUCUUUCUCCCACCAAAUACUGCUUCUCUGUUUCCUUGCUCUGCAAUCUACCUCUUGUUCGCUUAUCUUUUUCCUCAUCCUUUUCUGUUUGAAUUUGGUUUCUGCUGUUUUCCCGAUUUUCUUUCUCGGAUUUUGGAUCGCUCCCAGCAAACAUGAUACCGUCCGAGAUGAGACGCGUUAACGGGGAUUAUCGACCCGUUAACAAUACUUUAGAUACUGUAACCGCUGCUGCCACUGCGAUCGCCGCAGCCGGAAAUCACUUUCACCAACCAUCUGUUCAGAAGAAAAGAUGGGGAAGCUGCUUGAGCAUAUCUUUGUGUUUUGGAUUUUCUAAAACCCGAAAGCGAAUUGGGCAUGCUGUUCUUGUUCCUGAAACAACACCAGCUGCUGCUGGUAGUGGUGGUGGUAGUACUGCUACUACAGCUGCACAUUCAACCCAACCAAUCAGUGUAGCACUUCCCUUUGUUGCACCUCCUUCAUCUCCUGCAUCUUUCCUUCAAUCAGAACCUCCUUCGACAAUGCAGUCACCGGUUGGUACAGUAUCCUUCACUCCUGUAUCUGCUAGUAUGUACUCUCCAAGUGGCCCUGCCUCCAUAUUUGCAACUGGCCCUUAUGCCCAUGAAACCCAAUUAGUUUCACCGCCUGUUUUCUCCACCUUCACCACUGAACCAUCAACUGCUCCCUUCACUCCACCUCCUGAGUCUGUCCACUUGACUACACCUUCUUCGCCUGAGGUGCCAUUUGCUCAGCUGCUUGACCCUAACCUCAGGAAUGGUGAGACUUUUCAGAGAUUCCAAAUAUCUAACUAUGACUUCCACUCUUAUCAACUUCAUCCUGGAAGUCCAAUUGGUCAACUCAUAUCUCCACGAUCUGGCAUCUCAGCUUCUGGCACCUCAUCUCCUUUCCCUGAUUCUGAAUUAACUGCAGGUGGCUUGCAUAUCCUUGACUUCCAGACAGGAGACCCUUCCAAGCUUCUAAAUUUUGAUAAAUUUUCCCCUUCUGAAAACAAAAGGUCACAUCAGGGUUCUGGAUCUCUAACCCCAGAUGCCACGAGGUCCACAACUCAAGACUGUUUCCUUGCACAACAUCGGGUUUCUGAGAGGAAAAUGUCCCCGGGCCUCCCAAGUCGAGGCAGUAAUCGUCAGAAUGUAAACCAAAGAGUCUCAUUUGAAUUAGCUGCCCAAGAACUGUGGAGAUGUUUGGAGAACAAACCCGUGGUAUUAACUAGAGCAGUAUCAAAAUCCAAAAAUGAUGCAGAAAGAGAAGAGAAAAAUGAGAAUUCAAGGGAAACUGGGAGUGGUGGCAAAGUCCUUGUUGCUGAAACUGCUAAUGAUGCACAGGAGAAAGUCACCGGGAAUGGAGAUGGGGACAUGGUUAAUCAGAUUCCUCCAUCGUUAACUCUUUCUUCUGCUAAGGAAUUCAAUUUUGACAAUGCAGAUGGAGGGGAUUCUCAUGCACCAAAUAUAGUGGCGGAUUGGUGGGCUAAUGAGAAAGUCAUGGCAAAGGAAGGAGAACCCUCCAAGAAUUGGUCUUUCUUCCCAAUGAUUCAACCUGGUGUGAGCUAACCAAUAACAGUACUUACUAAAGCUGGCGUAGUGUUUUAGUUCCGGUGCCUUGCUGCUUGGCCACAGUCAACACCUGCUAAGAUGAGUCGUAGGCGACUAAUUGCUUUUAGCUGGGAGGUCUGACACAUAAGUGAGGGGGCUCUUUUUUCGAACUUGGAGGCCCCUGAAAAAGGUAAGAUAGUUUCAGAUAUAUGUUGCUAGUUCAGAGUUCUUUCCUGAUUCGGGCUAGAAAUGCUUAUCCUUUCCACUUUGUAUUAUAAUUUGACAGUGUGACAGUGAUUAUAAAUAAUGAUAAUCAACGAUCAUCAUGAUUUUGACUA